Molecule: messenger RNA, 495 nt
Organism: Zasmidium cellare ATCC 36951
Lineage: Eukaryota; Fungi; Ascomycota; Dothideomycetes; Mycosphaerellales; Mycosphaerellaceae
Exons: 3
Coding region: 1-495 (164 amino acids)
Molecular function (GO): fatty acyl-CoA hydrolase activity
Source: RefSeq, a predicted model, not a curated record
AUGAGCAAGAAAAUUCUCGAGAGGUUCAAGGACCAUUUCGAUCCCAAGGAGAUCGCGCAGGCGUACAAAGAAGACAAACCAGGCCACUUCACAACGACCUGGUUCGAAGACCUCGAAGUCGUCUCCGCCGAACAGACGUCCCCCACGACCGGAAAACUAGUCUACCGCUUCCCUGUCCAAGCUGCGUAUCUCAACCCCACAGGCAGCCUCCACGGCGGCGCCAUCGCGACCAUCUUCGACAUCGGAACGUCGUGGUUGUUGUUUCUGAUUGCGCGGGAUGGGUUUUGGAGUCCUACGUUCGGGACGACGCGGACGUUGAAUUGUACGUAUUUGAGGCCCGCGAUGGAGGGCGAGUGGUUGCGGUUGGAGUGUGAGAUCGUCCAUGCCGGUAAGCGCUUGUGUCUGCUCAGAGGCGUGAUGAAGCGCGAGAGGGAUGGCGCUGAGGUUGCGACUGCCGAGCAUAACAAGUUCAAUGUUGAUGUGGAGAAGAUGUAA